AACAGUGGCGGUGGUUCUGGACGUGACCGCGUGUGGUCGCUGUCGGGCCUCGUGCGUGGGCACAACCAGCGCGUGUGACGAUAGAGUGGUAGAGAAGCUAAACGCGCUUCUGUACGGAGGGAAUUAUGAAAUCAAACCGUGUUCCGGCACUUUGUUAAGAAUACCAUCAUUCUCUUAUUACAAUAUCUUUAUGAAAUAACCGAGUCAGAGGAAAAGACGCUUGAAAUCAGCAUCGAAAAAUAAACAGGCCCAGGACUGAAUCAGAUCCAGCCCAGCAUGGACGGAGAUGGAGAGGGCCAGAGCCGCUGGUGUCUGUCCCAGGUCAAAGGAGCCGUAGAUGAUGAUGUAGCUGAAGCUGACAUCAUCUCUGCGGUGGAGUUCAAUCAUUCCGGCGAGCUUUUGGCCACAGGAGAUAGAGGUGGAAGAAUAGUGAUCUUCCAGCAAGAACAAGAGAAUAAGAGCCUGCCGCAGUUCCGCGCCGAGUAUAACGUCUACAGCACGUUCCAGAGUCACGAGCCGGAGUUCGACUAUCUGAAGAGUCUGGAAAUCGAGGAAAAGAUCAACAAGAUCCGCUGGCUUCCUCAGAAAAAUGCUGCACAUUUCCUGUUGUCGACAAACGAUAAAACCAUCAAGCUCUGGAAAAUCAGUGAACGAGACAAGCGACCAGAGGGUUAUAACCUCAAAGAAGAGGAUGGCCGCUACAGGCAUCCAUCAUCCCUCACAACACUACGGGUUCCAGUGUUCCAGCCGAUGGAUCUGAUGGUGGAGGCGAGUCCGCGGCGGGUUUACGCCAACGCUCACACCUACCACAUCAACUCCAUCUCAGUCAACAGCGACAAUGAGACGUAUCUGUCCGCUGAUGACCUCCGGAUCAAUCUGUGGCACCUGGACUUCACCGACCGUAGCUUCAGUAUCCUAAAGAAAGUCAAAGAGUGUUUUGUGACUUUGAUCUCUCUCUCUCUCUCUCUCUCUCUCUCUCUCUCUUAUCAGGUUCAUGGUUAUCUCAGGAGUAAGCUGUGCUCUCUCUACGAGAACGACUGCAUCUUUGAUAAGUUUGAGUGCUGCUGGAGGGGUGACGACAGUGAGGUCAUGACGGGCUCCUAUAACAACUUCUUCCGAAUAUUCAAUCGUGACGCCCAGCGUGACGUGACCCUGGAAGCCUCGUGGGAGAACGGCUCCCCCGGCUGCCCGCUCAAGACCUGGCGUGUGUGCACGGGGAGCCGGCGCAAGAGGAGCGAGAUCGGCGUCGACUGCCUGGACUUCAGCAGAAAGAUCCUCUACACCUCCUGGCAUCCGCAGGAUAACAUCGUUGCACUGGCGACAGUCAAUAACCUUUACAUAUUCCAGGAGAAACCCAAUUAGGGAUUUCAAACUGCUUCGUCCCCAUUCCUAGCUGCAGGAGUCAGGUGGGAUACAGGCCAAGCACAACGUCUCUCCUGAAACUCAUAGUCUUAAUAUUAACCACUGUAGUACAAAAAAAACUUUGGUUUAUUCUAUUAUGUUAAUUGAUACACUGUAGGCCGGUGGAAGGGAUUUUUAGUUGUAUUACUGUAUUCGUUUUUUUUUGUUUUGUUUUUUUUUUGCACCUUGUCCGUUUUAGCUUUAAUCAAAAAUAUCACUGGGUUAUCAACAUGCAAUCAAACUGACUUGCAUGCAACCCUCAGAAUCCUGUUUAAUAAGUUUGCAGAAUCAUAAUUAACCAAUUCGACUCCUCACGCACUGAUCUCUCCCUUCUGAACUCAGGCCUGGUGCAACGGGACGUUUCCUUCAGCAAACACUCUCAAAGUCUGACGCCUGACAUUCGUCCACAAGUGCAAUUGACUUGAAGCAGGGUUCCCAAAUAGCUCCAUUAUUCCCUACAUUAAAUCUCUUAAUGGGUACAACUAAUCGUGGCAUUAAUUGUAUGCAAUAUCUUAGUCUUUGAGGAAAGGGAGACUUUUGAAUCGGUCUCUUUUAAUAGUUUUGUAGAGAGACACGUACAUGUUUUAAGUCAUAAGUAAAUGUUUGUGCAGAUGUGCAUGUUUUAUGAUUUUCAGCAUCUUUUGAUGCGUGUCAUUUUAUUUGCAGCUUUUUAAUACAGAAUGGUUCCUAUGAGGUAAAGAAUGCUCUAGAUAUUUUUAUAUGAAUUUUCGAAAGUUGAAAUUAUGUCCUUGACAGUAUUCAGUGUAUUAAUGCUGUUGAUCGGUGCAGAAUGGAAAUCAGAGUGUUUACAUGGAAAUAUCAGGCCUGCUGUAUAUGAACAAACCCUGAAGUAUGUUCCCUUUAUCUUAAUAGUUGUAAAACCCAAAAUGUAAAAUAAAACUUAAUUUUAAGACUGGAA
Molecule: messenger RNA, 2320 nt
Organism: Sinocyclocheilus rhinocerous
Lineage: Eukaryota; Metazoa; Chordata; Actinopteri; Cypriniformes; Cyprinidae
Product: serine/threonine-protein phosphatase 2A 55 kDa regulatory subunit B alpha isoform-like
Exons: 9
Coding region: 277-1362 (361 amino acids)
Cellular component (GO): protein phosphatase type 2A complex
Molecular function (GO): protein phosphatase regulator activity; protein binding
Source: RefSeq, a predicted model, not a curated record